Messenger RNA from Chaetura pelagica (chimney swift), 597 nucleotides. It is a transcript of the gene RNF148, whose product is annotated as ring finger protein 148. The transcript is spliced from 4 exons. NCBI's taxonomy places the organism in Eukaryota, Metazoa, Chordata, Aves, Apodiformes, Apodidae. The record is from RefSeq and is a predicted model, not a curated record.
AUGGCAGUACCACAGAACACAGGAGUGGGACGUGUAUCCCACCUGUCUGAGGAGGGAGUCUUUGGAAGAAAUACACCACUGAAGAAUGUGUCUGAAUUGGUGGUACCACCCAAAUGACUACACUGCAGUGCUUGCAGCUCCUUAGCAAGCUUCAGCCGGCCAGCAGAAACAGAGACGUGGAUAGUCCUGAUUAGAAGGAGAUAGUGGACUUUCACAGAUGAAAUAAAGUGUGCAGCAUCAGUUGGAACAAUUGGGGCUUAUAAAUGUCCAAGUGCAGGUAAUGAAGCAUUUCCUGUGGUCUGCAUCAGUGCACAAGAUUAUGUUGUAGCAGUGAUUGGUAGUCUGGAAGACAAAGACAUUUUAUGCUUGAUUCAGAAUGACAUACAAGUAAUCAUAGCAAUAGAGACAGUGUGCAUUUUGAGCUGCAGCCAUCGUUUCCACAAGAGAUGCAUUGAGACCCAGCUAUUAAGACAUGGGAGUAAUGGUUUCAUGGAUCUUGCUACUAGGAAGGAGCUGGCCACGCACUGGCUGGGAAGAUCAACCUUGCCAAGGCCUGUGUUUGAAGAAGAGGUGAAUGCAACCAUCCUUGAACACUGA